This is a messenger RNA of Malus domestica (apple), 2038 nucleotides long. RefSeq lists its product as uncharacterized. Lineage: Eukaryota; Viridiplantae; Streptophyta; Magnoliopsida; Rosales; Rosaceae. The record is from RefSeq and is a predicted model, not a curated record.
UGGCAAAUAUUUCCAUCAUCAAUUUUUCUCUUUCCAUUCCCUUUGUUUUCUUCAUUCCCUUUCUUCUCUCCAUUCCCACCCCACCUACCAUCAUCACCCACCACUAAGCAACCCUCCAAAAAUUCUUUUCUUUCCACUGUAACUCUCUCUCUCUCUCUCUCUCUCUCUCCCUCUCCUGCACAACCUUCCUUUUUUUGUGAAAUUUCUUUGCUUGAAUCUAAAGAUUGAUCCCUUAUCUAACUCUGUAUCCGUUUUUUUCUUGUGGCUUUCUUGCUUACCAAACAGAAAAAACUGUUAGAACAUCCAAGUGCAUCUAAAUUCCUAUGGAAUCAUUCAAUCCAACAGCCGGAUUCCGGUACAACCUGAAUUCAAACACAAUAGCCGAUGAAAAUAGCGUUUCCGAUCAGUUUUCAGGGAUUCUUGAAAUCUAUGCUCAUCAUGCUAGGAACAUUCACAACAUAUGCAUCUAUGAAAACCAAGAUGUGUACGCCAAAUUCUCUCUUACGUACAAUCCAGACGAGACGCUCACCACUAGGGUCAUCAAUGGAGGUGGCAAGAACCCCGAAUUCAACGAAAGCUUGAGGAUCAAAAUUGGUCAACUGGAUGCAGUCCUCAAAUGCGAGAUUUGGAUGCUGAGCAGGGCAAGAAACUACAUGGAAGACCAGCUGUUGGGAUUCACUUUGGUCCCAAUUUCUCAAGUGACUGGGAAGGGAAAGGUCACUCAGGAUUAUAGUCUCUCUUCCACUGAUCUCUUCCAUUCCCCUGCUGGAACUGUCAAACUAACUCUUUCUCUCCAUACUUCUUUGCCUGUUAAACCCUCCACUAGUUCGUUGUCGGAAUCAUCCGCCAACUCUUCCAUAACCUCCGAAGUUGUAUUGCUUGAUCGAAAAAUAUCUCAAGUUGCGUUAGACCCGGUUGAGUAUUCGAGGAUGGAAUUCCCAGACAUUGAUGUGGCGAGUAAGAAUCAACAAAUGGUGACCGAGUAUUUUAGUUUGGCAAGGCGUGACUGUGCUUGGAGACCUGGUCCCGAAGGUCUUGGAUCGUUUCUUCAUCUCGGUGCAUCUCCUCAGCCUGCUGCUGAUCCUGACUAUGAAAUGACUGUAAGUUCAUGUGAGGGGAUUCAGGGUGACCCUGUUUCUCCCAAUGGGAGCAUCCAGAACUCCGGCUUCUUAAGUUGUACCACCACUAGCUUGAGCGAUGAUCGAAACUCCGCUGAUUCAAUCGACAAGAAGAAUCUUGUGGCUGGUGAAUCGUCGAAUUCUCUCAAUGCUUCUGUCACCGCCGGAGCAGCUAAUCAAGGUUCCGCUGCUUGUCCAGACACCCCAACCUCAAGAAAGGGCAGAGAAGGCAGAGACGAAAAGGAGUCUAACUUGUCAGGCAAGGAAGAGGAGAGCAACAAGGAACAGAAAGUUGGAUCUGGUCAAUUUGGUCAAGUAUUUUCUGCUCCACUUGGGAAUAUAAACAUGGAGGCGGAGCAAUCUGCAAUGCAGCAACAAAUAGUGGACAUGUACAUGAGAAGCAUGCAGCAAUUCACCGAGUCUUUGGCGAAGAUGAAGCUCCCGAUGGAUCUUGAUAAAGCAGAAUGUGAAGACCGCAGCGAAGUGAUUCCAAACCAUAGCAACAAGAGUUUAGAAGUUGAUAAAAAAAAGGACGGAUCGCGGGUGUUCUAUGGCAGCCGUGCCUUCUUCUGAUUGCUAAUUCAAAUGCUGCAAUGUUUGACGGUAUAAAUUUAUUUAGCAGAAGAUUUGAGUUUAAUUUAUCCGAACUAAUUUUUAUAGGAUGCAUUACGUUUGUGGAACGUACGUCUUCCUUUUAGUCUUUGUUUAAUUUGUUGCUCUUAAUUUCUGAUGUGAAUAGUUGCUUCAGAGUUCAAAUUCAGAUGUACAUUUAUUGCUGCCUAAACUAAAACAACUAUAUGGUAGUGUACUUGGGCAUAGCCAAAUUGGUUAGAGCAACAUGCUCGACUCCUGCCUUUGCACUCUAGUACGAAUCAUGUCUCCCCAUUUUCGAUUAAAAAGUCAAGUCAAUGUGAUUUUCA